GCUAUAAAAUCCAUGAAAACACAAAGUACAUUUCUAAAAAAAAUUGCAACCAAUGCUUAAAGCAAGGAAAGUCUAGCAAAAAGCAUAAAAAGCUAUACAUUAAAACUAGCGACAAUAAAGAUCGGUGUUACACAUUAAAAGCCCAACCAUGUAAUAACUUACAUUACACUGUAUUUUUUUAGUUUUAAAAGUGUAAAGUGGGAUUAUACAUCCAAGAAAUAACGUAUGACAAUUCAAAAAUAGUGAAAAAGUUCAUGCAUGUUCUGUGUGCACCUGUUUAGUAUCAGGGUGCCUCAGUCAUUGUGAUUGUGUGUCUAACUAGAGGCAUCUUAAUCUCUGAAGCACAGAAGCAAUGUGUAUCAGAAGCAAUGUGCUGGAAAAGGUGGGGUGACAAAAUGGAUAUGCUGUCCAGUGACUUUGUUCCACACAAAUUCAUACAGGCAAGAGAAAUAUGCUUUGGGUUUCUAUAGGGCAGAUUUCCACAUUUUAAAAAAUCUGUCAUUGCAGAUCGGGCCAACUAAGGAAUCCAGGUGCAUGAAGAAAUAUCUGACAUGAGGUUGGAAACUAGUUUCAGACUUCAUGGGUAUGCAAUACCCUGCUGGAAAAUGGCAAUUGUAGUAGGAUGCUGUGACUCAGAUAUUUAUUUCUGAUUUAUGACUGCUCACAGGGAUGCUGGGACAUUCCAUCUGGAGAUAUUUUCAAACACCUAAUCCUUUCCCACCUGAUCUUACUUAUGAACUUGCUCUAUUAAAGUUAUUUCUGUCUUCAGUAAGAAGUGGUUUCUGAAUAUUUAAAAACCCAAAAUUACAGAGAGAAGACAGGAAUCAGCAAGAAAGCAGAUGAUGCAUAUUAUUAUACUUUAUAAAAAUAAUAUAAUAUUUUAGAGAUCAAUGGCAUGAUUUGAAACAUCCACAUCAAUUAACCUCCCAAUAUUACUGGCAGGAUGAAGCUCUUCCAAAUUCAGAACUUUCCAGACAGGCUGAUUAAACAUAGUAUGCCGUCAAAUAAUAGUUGCUGGGAAUCACAAGUGUGGAAUGUGUUGUUGCGUUCAUGUCUUGCUUUGUGACCUUCUCACAGAGAUAUUGUUGGCCACUAUUGAAAACAGGAUGCUGGACAAUGACAGGGCUUUCAAUCCAUAAGAAGAUCCAGCAGACCUCUUUUUAUACAGUAUUAUUAAAGCAGGCUUGUGCUUCUGUAAUUUUAUAUUGAGAAGAGGGGAUUUUAGCAGGUGGAGCUGCUGGUUUUAGAUGUGACCAGCUCCACUUUGGAAAUCCACACAAUUCCCAAGGCUGUAACCUUAACUUAUGCUUUCUUCCUCGAACGAGUCCCAUUCAGCAACAUGAGGCUGACUUCCGAGCACCUGAUAUGCAAAAAGGUAGAAGGAGCCUCGGCCACCUGUGCACUUGGCGAGCUACCUUAACUGCAAAAUGAAGUUUAUACCGAAUGUUAUAUUUGAGAGCCAAUGUGGACCUGGGAAAAACCAGUGUUCAAAUCCCCACUUGGGCAUGAAGCUCACUGGGUGACCUUGGGCCAGUCACUAACCUACCUCACAGGGUCGUCGUGUGGAUUAAAUGAGGAGGGCAGAAGUAUCCCGCUCAGAAGGAGUAUUAAACCUCGUCUGACUCAUAGCAGAGAACUUGAAAUGAGAACUACCUUUCAAGAGCUACUGAUUUACAUAAUUUUCCUUACAGAUCUAUGUAUAUUGACAUUUGGAAUGGUGAGCACAGAUAUGUAUUACCUGAACAAAGUUAUGGCAGAUCUCUUUCUAGAAACCCCUCUGUCGGAUAACGAUCGUACAGACUUCAAGUCUAUGAGCAGCAUUGCUGACUUUUGGCAGUUUAUAGAAGGACCACUUCUGGAUGGCCUUGAUUGGGGAACUUCGUACAACAACGAUUCCACACCCGAUGAAACAAACACCACACUUAUCUACUAUGAGAAUUUACUGUUAGGAGUACCUCGAAUUCGACAACUAAAAGUCCGUAACAACACAUGUUCUAUCUAUCCCUCUUUCCGGGCAUUUAUGAAAGAAUGUUAUGGUAAAUAUCAGUAUUUACAUGAGGAUAGACAAUCAUUUGGCUUUAAGAAUGCCUCUGAGUGGCAUUAUUCCACUUCUAAAUCACUCUCCCCAUGGCAUUGGGGCCUUAUUGGGCUAUACAGUAGUGGAGGAUUUAUGUUCACCUUGCCCAAGUCAAAGGCAGAAAGUGCAGCAAAACUUGCUUUCCUCAAGAAGCAUAACUGGAUCACCAGAGGAACAAGGGUUAUCUUCAUUGACUUUUCAAUGUAUAAUGCCAAUGUAAACCUCUUCUGUGUGGUCAGGCUCAUUGUGGAAUUUCCUGCAACAGGUGGUGCAAUCCCCUCCUGGCAGUUCCACUCUGUAAAGCUUCUCAGAUACGUCAGCUAUUACGAUUAUUUCCUGGCCUCUUGUGAAGUCAUUUUUUGUCUUUUCAUCUUCACUUUCACCAUCCAAGAAGUUUUAAAAUUAAAGAAACAGAAAAAGGACUAUUUUAGAGAUGCCUGGAACUGGCUGGAUGUGUUACUGCUCCUGUUGUCUGUUUUUGCUAUUUUCUUCAAUGUUUACCGAACUAUUGAAGUGUCCAGGUUGAUGGAAAGUCUGCUCUCCAAUUCAGAAGCUUAUCCAGACUUUAAUUUCCUUUCAUUCUGGCAGACCCGUUACAAUAAUAUGAUUUCAGUGAAUGUAUUUUUUGCAUGGAUAAAGAUAUUUAAAUACAUAAGCUUUAACAAGACCAUGACCCAGCUGUCUUCCACUCUAUCCCGUUGCGCUAAAGAUAUCAUCGGAUUUGCCAUCAUGUUCUUUAUCAUCUUCUUUGCAUACGCACAGUUGGGUUACCUGGUCUUCGGGUCUCAAGUGGACGAAUUUUCCACUUUUCAGAAUUGCAUUUUUACCCAAUUUCGCAUCGUGCUUGGAGAUUUUAACUUUGCCGAAAUAGAGCAUGCAAAUCGAAUUCUUGGGCCAAUUUACUUCAUCACAUUUGUGUUCUUUGUGUUCUUCGUACUGCUGAACAUGUUCUUGGCAAUCAUUAAUGACACAUACUCUGAAGUGAAAGCUGAUUUUUCAGUCAUCCCAAGCAGAGAAUUUGAGAUCAGUGAUCUUAUUAGACAGAGUUACAAUAAAGCUCUAGUCAAACUCAAACUGAAGAGGCAGACAUCACAGACAGAAGACUUGUAUGGAGUAAGCAGAAGCUCCAGGACAGAUGCGAAUAAGAGCCUCUCCAGAAUUGGUAGUUUGGACAAGGAUGUUUCCAGGAAACGGAAAUCUUACGGUAGCUCAUCCGCAGGACUUCAGAAUGCAGUUUCUUACACUGAAUUUCAAAGACUUUCCAGAUAUACAGCAGAAAUGGAGAAACAACUGAAAGAAGUGACCUAUAAGCUUGACAUGCUUAUGAAUGCUGCUCCUAAAACCACAGUCUCACCAUGAAAGCUACAGUAGGGAAAGCGCAAGACAAAAGUGAACACCUAACAGUACUAUGGACAUCAUAAGAAAACAACCUUUCACUAUUAUGAAGAAACUUAAUUUAUUUUGAAGAAUCUUGUUUGCU
Messenger RNA from Podarcis muralis (Common wall lizard), 3557 nucleotides. Lineage: Eukaryota; Metazoa; Chordata; Lepidosauria; Squamata; Lacertidae. The record is from RefSeq and is a predicted model, not a curated record.